AUGUUUCCAAGAGCCCAUUUUGAGUUUGCGGUGGAGAACCAACGCUACCCCAAGCAGACAUACAAACGAGCGGCCUGGCAUACCUUCACUAGUCAGGCAAAAGACUGGGGCUUCAUCCAAUUCAUGACCUUGAGCGAGGCAGUCUAUCACAUGCCGACUCUGGAGACUGAUAAGCCUGAAUGCAGCUUGCCACUUGCCCUUCAGAGCUUGUUCUUCAAGCUCCAGCGCAGCCCCACAAGCGUGUCAACGAAGGCGUUGACAAAAUCGUUUGGCUGGAGCACAUAUGAGACAUCCAUGCAGCGCGAUGUUCAAGAGAUUGGGACCAUGCUGUUUGAGAAGCUGGAAGAGAAAAUGAGGGGUACCAAAGUUGAGGAGGCGAUACAGUACCUUUUUGUUGGGCGCUAUUCCAGCCACAUUACCUGCAUUGACGUGGAUUUCAAGUCCACCAUGCAACAAUCGUUCAUGACGAUUCAGCUGGAGGUUAAGGGAUGCAACGACAUCUAUGCGUCACUGGAUAAGUUCUGUAAGGAAGAGAGGUUAGAUGGUCAGAACAAAUACCAGGCUGAAGGCCACGGUCUCGUAGAUGCUAGGAAACAUGUCAAAUUUGAUUGCUUUCCGCCGGUGCUCCAGCUGCACCUGAAGCGGUCCGACUAUGACUUUCAACGGGACAUGCAGAUCAAGAUAAAUGAUCACUACGAGUUUUACCCUACCCUGGACUUGGACGUCGAAAACAGAAGAUACUUGACAGAGCACUCUGAUCGGAGCGUGCGUAACCUGUACAAGCUGCACAGUGUGCUUGCGCACAGCGGUGGGCCCCAUGGAGGCCAUUACUUUGCGUACAUUCGGCCUGCUGACAGAUGGUACAAGUUUGAUGAUGAGACAGUUCGCGAAGAGACUGAGAAGGGGGCGAUACAGGACCAGUUUGGUGGUGAUGACGAGACUGAGCAGCCAGAACUGACUACCCACAGCACAGCAUGCCAAAUGCAUGCCAAACAGUCCACCGCCUACAUGCUGGUGUACAUAAGACAGUCUGAAUGGGACGCCAUUUGCUGUUCCUGCAGAAAGGAAGAAAUUGCGGAAACCGUUCGGGCUCGCUUUGAGGCUGAACGGCUGGAGAAGAUCAGGAUGCAAAGCGAGAAGGAGAAGGCCCCCUUGUAUGUUAUGAUCAAGGUGGCUUGUGACAGGGACUUCCAGAAGCAGAUCGGGAGCAUGCAAUACUUUGGCUUGGUCAAUUUCGAUCAGGUCAAGGGCUACAGGAUACACAAAAGGACGACGUUUAAAGCAUUUCGACAGAAGGUCGCUGAAGACUUUGGUGUGGAGCCGAGGCCGCAAUGCUUCUGGGUGUGGAAGCGGCGGGCCAACGGUACCUUGCGCCCCCACUCGCGGCUUCCCUUUGACGGCAAACUCGACGAUGUCCUGGACCUCAGAGAGUACACAGACAGCGCAUACUCGCCCAGCCUUGGAAAGAAUGCUAUCAUGACCAUUAAGUUGUAUCUUGAGAUGCCGGAGACCCCAACUAGACCUCUGUUUGGCAUCCCCCUGGACUCUGUGCUGCUAUUUUUCAAGCUGUACGACCCGCGCAAGAGGCAGCUAUCCUACGCCACUCACAUGCACGUGCGGAAAUCAGAAUCCUUUGCCAGCAUCUUCCAGACGGUGGGCAAGUUGGUGGAUUUCCCUGAGGGAACUGAGAUCUUAGCGUGUGAGGAAAUUAGGUUCAACCCAUCUGUGCCUUCCAGGUAUCUUCCUGCAGACUUCACUCCGGAAAUGAGCCAGCUCGUGUGCGGCGACAUCAUAUGCGUGCAAAAGAGGCUAUCAGACGUGGAAUUCAGUGAGCUUAAGCAUCCAACUGUGCGGAGCUUUCUUGAGCACAUCCAGAACAUUAAACCAGGCGAUUUCAGCCACUGGUCAUCUCCAAGGCAUCGAGCUGUGGUCAAGAGUCAGUAG
Ostreobium quekettii is the source of this 1944-nucleotide messenger RNA. The record is from the annotation of a GenBank genome assembly. Lineage: Eukaryota; Viridiplantae; Chlorophyta; Ulvophyceae; Bryopsidales; Ostreobiaceae.